CACUUUGAGUUGAUGUAAGCGGCACAACAUGGCGGAAUCCGGAGAUAAAAGUCAAGAGAAGUCGAAAUCUCAGGUUGAGACUGAAAUCGAUGAAGAACUGAAUGAAUUAUUAGACAGCGCAUUGGAGGAUUUUGAUGCAAAUGCAAAGCCUGGGCAAAAAAAGGACCAGAAAACUGCAACACCAAAAACAGAUGGAGCAAAGGGAGCAGCUGCAGGCGGAGGUGAUGAUCCCAUCUCGGACAUGUUUGCAGAACAGUUUUCUGAUGAAAUGGCGCGAGAGUUUGAAGAUGCAAUGAAGGGUCUACUCUCAGAUGACCCAAACAUGAUGCAGCAGAUAGAGAAACUGGCUGAGGCUGCAGGCAACACAGAUGAUAACCCUGAAGGCCAGAAAGAGUUUGGAGAAACAUUAAAACAGACUCUAGCAAGCUUAGCUCAAAAUACAGAAGGAUUACAGGAUGCUGCCUCAGGCACAGGAGUGGAGGAUGAUAUGAUGAAGAUGUUUUCUGGUCUGGGCCUCGACCCAAAUGCCCAGGAGGACAACUUUAUGCCAAUGAUGCAAAACAUGAUGAAAACGCUUCUGUCGAAAGAUGUGCUAUAUCCAUCAUUAAAAGAGAUUUCAGAAAAGUAUCCCCCAUGGCUGGAAGAAAAUAAAUCCAAAAUAACAGAAGCAGCGUUCAGCAACUACUCUAAACAAAAUGACAUGAUUUCACAGAUUUUAGUAGAAUUCGAUAAAGAAAAGUCUACUGACACAGAUGAUAUGAAGAAACAAAGAUUCGAACAGAUUAUGGAAAUGAUGCAAAAGAUGCAGGAUCUGGGUCAACCACCGAAGGAAAUAGUUGGUGACAUGGCUCCAGGACUUGAUUUUGAUGCCAAUGGUGUUCCAAAGUUUCCCGGGACUUCAGAUGCCUGCUCAAUCAUGUGAUAAUUUGUAGACAUUUGAUUAGUUCUUACCUGUAUCAUGUGACACUCAAUCAGCAUUUUCAUUGGUUGUUUCUAAAAUCAUGUGACAGCAGUCAGCCUUUUCAUUGGUUGAUUCUUAAAGUCAUGUGAUUCUCAACCAGCUUUUGAUUGGGUUGCAUACAUGUACAACUAUUAUGUGAUAUGUACAGCUGAUUUUCUUCGCUGUUAUUGUUUAAAUAUGCCUUUAGAUAUUCUAUGUUGGUUUUUUGAUCAAGCUUGAAGUUUAAAAAUGGUUCCAACGUAGAAAAGAAUGAAUUAUUUGAUAGUAUAUUAAUAAAAAUAAUGACUUAAAAACUUACUGUAAUAAAUUAGUUUUAUUGUAGAUAUUUUUGCAUAUUUGUUGCUGGUGAAAUGAUUGUUGUAAUUAUAUUGUUUCAGAUUUUUAUAUUUUUUUGUAGUACAUGUAAACGUCAAUAUUUGUAUUACAUCCCUUGUUUUUUAAGAGAUGCUCUUUAUCCUUAUAUAAUAUAAAGAAUAUUAAGAAUCAGCAUUAUAGAAGUGUAUGUCUGAUGUUUUUAUUGAAAUUUCUCAUCUUCGAAGGUACACGUUAUAUUUGUUUAAUUUUCACUAGUCUUGAGAUUCCAUCUUGGGCUUUUUUACUGUAUGAUGACUACCUGGCCCCAACCCAUAUAUACCAGUACACUUGGUGAAGAUAUGAAACAGCAGUCAGAUUUUCAUCUUUAUAUUAUAUUGCAAUUAUGCUUUUUAGACAGACUUUUUCCUGCGCAAAAAAGAUUUUUUAAAAAUCAUCAAAAGUUGAUAGAUUUUUCCUUAUUUCAUUUAAAUAGCUGAUUUAGAGUCUUUUGAUUUGAUUAGAGAUUAUUUUCUGUGUGGGCAACUACACUUCCAUAUUUCUGCAUCAUUUGUGUGCCAAAUGCAAUCGUUAAGUAUAUCUUCCAAAAAAAAUAACACACCGGCUAAUAUUAAAAAAGAAAACGUCACUAGUAAUGACUUGUAAACAAAUAAGUAGUAAAUGGUAUUGGCUACUAAAUCAUUUAUGUGUAAGUUUUUAUUGUUUAUUGAACAACUCAGUGUAAUUGUGGUUACAGUCGAAGAAAAUAUUUUACAUUGGUAUUAUUCGGUGUACUUGUGGCAGUAAUUGGAACAUAAUGAAUGCCCAAAUGUUUAUAAAGUACCCCUUACACGCAUUAUUGUAGCUAGAUGAAACUUGCGGCUUACCAAAAUUUGUCAGUAAUUAUUUUAACAAUUUAUUCAGACAUCAAAUGCUUUAAUGAAUUGUCCUAGUCCAACAGCUCAAUAUUUAUUGAUUUUAUGGACCUUUUUAUGCCCCCGAAGGUGGGCAUAUUAAAAUCGCACCGUCCUUCCGUCCGUCCGUGUGUCCGGCUCAAUAACUCGUGUCCGGGCUGUAACUUUCCCUUGUAUGGACAGAUUUUAAAAUAACUUGCCACAUGUGUUCCACAUACCAAGACGACGUGUUGCGUGCAAGACCCAUGCCCCUACCUCAAAGGUCAAGGUCACACUUCGGUCUUUAUUCACAAUGGAGUGCUGCAUAUAGGACAUAGAGUAUAGGUUGUCGUGUCCGGGCUGUAACUUUCCCUUGUAUGGACAGAUUUUAAAAUAACUUGACACAUGUGUUCAACAUACCAAGACGACGUGUCGCGUGCAAGACCCGUGCCCCUACCUCUAAGGUCAAGGUCACACUUAGUGUUUAUUCACAAUGGAGUGCUGCAUAUAGGACAUAGAGUAUAGGUUGUCGUGUCCGGGCUGUUACUUUCCCAUGUAUUGACAGAUUUUAAAAUAACUUGCCACAUGUGUUCCACAUACCAAGACGACCUGUCGCGUGCAAGACCCGUGUCCCUACCUCAAAGGUCAAGGUCACACUUAGUCUUUAUUCACAGUAGAGUGCUGCAUAUAGGACAUAGAGUAUAGGUUGUCGUGUCUGUAACAUUCCCUUGUAUGGACAGAUUUUAAAAUAACUUGCCACAUGUGUUCCACAUAGCAAGACGACGUGUCGCGUGCAAGAACCAUGCCUCUACCUCUAAGGUCAAGGUCACACUUAGAGUUUAUUCACAAUGGAGUGCUGCAUUUAGGACAUAGAGUAUAGGUUGUCGUGUCCGGGCUGUAACUUUCGCAUGUAUGGACAGAUUUUGAAAUAACUUGCCACAUGUGUUCCACAUACCAAGACAACGUGUCGCGUGCACGACCCGUGUCCCUACCUCAAAGGUCAAGGUCACACUUAGUCUUUAUUCACAGUAGAGUGCUGCAUAUAGGACAUAGAGUAUAGGUUGUCGUGUCUGUAACAUUCCCUUGUAUGGACAGAUUUUAAAAUAACUUGCCACAUGUGUUCCACAUAGCAAGACGACGUGUCGCGUGCAAGAACCAUGCCUCUACCUCUAAGGUCAAGGUCACACUUAGAGUUUAUUCACAAUGGAGUGCUGCAUUUAGGACAUAGAGUAUAGGUUGUCGUGUCCGGGCUGUAACUUUCGCAUGUAUGGACAGAUUUUGAAAUAACUUGCCACAUGUGUUCCACAUACCAAGACAACGUGUCGCGUGCACGACCCGUGUCCCUACCUCUAAGGUCAAGGUCACACUUGGGUGUUUAUUCACAAUGGAGUGCUGCAUAUAAGGACAUAGAGUAUAGGUUGUCGUGUCCGGGCUGUCACUUUCCCUUGUAUGGACAGAUUUUAAAAUAACUUGCCACAUGUGUUCCACAUAACACGACGACGUGUCGCGUGCACGACCCGUGUCUCUACCUCUUAGGUCAAGGUCACACUUAAGUGCUUGUUCACAACGGAGUGCUGCAUAUAAAGAUAUAGUGUAUAGGUUGUCAUGUCUGGGCUGUAACUUUCCCUUGUAUGGACAGAUUUUAAAACAAUUUGCCACAUGUGUUCCACAUACCAAGAUGACGUUUCGCGUGCAAGACCUGUGUCCCUACCUCUAAGGUCAAGGUCACACUUAGGUGUUUAUUCACAACGGAGUGCUGCAUAUAAGGACAUAGAGUAUAAGUUGUCGUGUCCGGGCUGUAACUUUCCCUUGUAUGGACAGAUUUUAAAAUAACUUGCCACAUGUGUUCCACAUACCAAGACAAUGUGUCGCAUGACAGACCCGUGUCCCUAUCUCUAAGGUCAGGGUCACACUUGGGUGUUUAUUCACAAUGGAAUGCUGCAUAUAUAAGGACAUAACAGUGUCGGUUGUCAAGUAUGGGUGGUAUUUUUUAUGUUUAGAGGCAAUUUAAAAUAACUUGCCAUAUGUAUUUGACAUGUAAAGGCAAGAUCAACUUUUCAUGUACUGACCUUGUUCAUAGGUCAAUAUCACAAUCGGGGGCAUUCGUCACAUACUGUGACAGCUCUUGUUUCUUUUAAAUUUCCAUUAUGAAGUGAUAGUGUUUGAAAGAUUUGUCUCAAUUUUACAAUUUUAACAAUAUUUUGCGAUAUAUUGCAUGAUGGGCGCUGUAUAUUUCCACAUAAUAUUGAAAAACAGUUUUUGGUUUAUUGUUACAAUGCUUAAACGUAUACAAACCAAAUUGGAAAAUUAAAAUUCAAAGUUUUUGACAUUAAGACUCCGUGUCAAAAGAUAUAAACAAUUUUCUAUAAGUGUCUUGUACUUUGAAUGGUUUGCCAUUCAUUGGAAUUUUAUGGUUAAAGAGACACUUUUAAUGAUAAUACAUAAUGAAAUCUAAAACUUAAUGUCACACAUUUUUUAUUCAAUUUGGUGACUUUUUGUUUUUUUAUAUGUAUUUAUAUAACAUUCCUGGUAGAUUUUACCCUUUGAAUGUAUGUGAAAGUAAGCAUAAUUCUUAUUACGUUAUGUUAUUAUUUUGCCUAUUAUUGUUUGAAUGUAGCCACCGUUUUUGUAUAAAUAUUGUACUUUGCAGACUGUAUUUGAUAUUAAUACAUCAAUUGUUAAAAAUCAAAAAUGGAAAAAAAUAUAUGUUUUAAGAAAAUUUCAUUACAAAUGCUUACCAGGUAAUGUCUUCCUAUCUGUUCUUCAAAAUAUAUAUUCUGAUAAUGUUCAAAGUAUAGUUUGAGUUGGGAAACUACAAAUUAAUUGCUAGAAUUUCAUCCCCACAAGCCCCUUAAAGUUUAUUGACCGAAUAAAAAUGUUGAAUUAG
Messenger RNA from Mya arenaria, 5032 nucleotides. RefSeq names its product peroxisomal biogenesis factor 19-like. Lineage: Eukaryota; Metazoa; Mollusca; Bivalvia; Myida; Myidae. The coding region runs from base 29 to 922 and encodes 297 amino acids. Gene Ontology annotation, biological process: protein import into peroxisome membrane. Gene Ontology annotation, cellular component: peroxisome; peroxisomal membrane. The record is from RefSeq and is a predicted model, not a curated record. The transcript has 7 exons.